Messenger RNA from Eremothecium cymbalariae DBVPG#7215, 2067 nucleotides. RefSeq names its product putative metalloendopeptidase. The record is from RefSeq and is a predicted model, not a curated record. Bases 1 to 2067 code for a protein of 688 amino acids. The transcript has a single exon. Gene Ontology annotation, cellular component: cytoplasm. Lineage: Eukaryota; Fungi; Ascomycota; Saccharomycetes; Saccharomycetales; Saccharomycetaceae.
AUGGAGUGUAUUGAGAUUUAUAAUCUAGUGGACGGUUAUGAGGUCCAUUGCCCUGCGUUGAUUAUACAUGGACGGUGUCGUUCUAGCGGUGCGACUGCAAUUCAGGUUCAGCAUAGCCAGCUUCCUUCUUUGACAUAUGCAGUUAAUCGGCAUGGAUUCAAGGCCCUAAUUUAUCUAACUAGAGGGAAAAAUGCUUUACAGUUUGUAACGAAUGAAAAUGAGCAAAUUAGUUUGACAUGUUCUUAUGAGCCGUUACUUCAGAAUCCUCCAAUCCAUCUGUGCUUGUUGCUAGCCAGCGAUUCUCCUAUGGUGUUUGAUUCGCCAGCAUCACAGAAGGCUAAAGAGGGUGGGAAUGGGAUGGAUCUAGCUGUUAAAAAGCUCAGAUGUGCGGCAAGGUUGAUGCAAGCGUUUACCAACGAACAAAUGUUGCGUAAUGGAUUUGGGCAUCGGACUUUUCGAUUUGAGGAGGAAGAAACGGAGGAUACAUUGCUUCAGGUACCAGAGAGGAGACCUACGGUAAAGGUUCAUAUUGUCAGGACUAAUUUGACAACAGCUCAAAUUAGGGAUCCGAAUUUGGCCCAGCAAAAUCCAAAGGGUAACAACACAGGCGGCUUGUUUGGAAUAGCGAUGGAUGCCUUGAAGGCAUACGGUGGACCUUUUAGUGGCAAUACAGAUGCAGUACAGGCAGCAGUUAUUAUUAUGGACACGUAUUGGGAUGCUAAACAAAGGUUAAUUAAAGCACAUGCUGCUUUAGGUGGUGGAGACUCCAAGAUUAAGUUGGCCAUAUUUGGGUCCCACGGAUUGUAUUCCUGGCCCCCCUGCAUUGAGGCUGUUCCAUCUUACUUUACGGAUUCCACUCCAGUUUCUGAGAGUGAGGUUGCAAAUGACUGCAAUGAGUGUAGCUCUCAUUGGGAAUGUUUGAAUAUUACUUUAGGUGCAUUUAUGCAUGAAAUUGGUCAUUUAUUGGGAUGCCCCCAUCAAGAAAGUGGUGUUAUGUUACGUGAUUAUGUUACUUUGAACAGAUCUUUCUUGUCAAAAGAAGCUUUUUCAGUGAGAACGAGAAAUCAUGGAGCAGAAAGUCCUAUACUUCCUCAAUAUGAAUGUACAUGGCACAGGUUGGAUCUAAUCAGAUUUUUGCAUCACCCGUCUUUUGCUCUACCAUCUGAUAAUGCGGACAAUUCUUCUAUAAAUCCUACUCGUUUGGCAAAUUUCGAGGCACCGAAGCCAAGUUUAUAUUUAUGCGGUAAUAACGGGCAAAUUGUGUUUGUUUCACAAACUGGUAUUUAUUGUAUAGAGAUAGUUUGCGAAGAAAUUGCUCGGGCACACAUAGAAUUUUUACCGUACUCCCUAGGUGGUCCUGGUCCUCAAAGACAAGUAUUUGUUUCUCUUGAUGAUCUAACCUCUAGACUACCGCCUAACUAUCGCUCCCAACACUCUAAAAAUUUCAAGGUCAAAGUUCACGCAGUAAAUUCUGAGUCAGCUGACUUUGAUGAUUUUCCAAGUCGAUUAAAAGUUUCUUUAAUACCAAUGUCCCGUUAUGGAUAUCCAUCCACGGUAAAUGGGAUUAAGGGACAGCUCUUUGGUAGCGGUUCUUCUGGUAGCGAUCUAGGGAUAGUACCUGUUUAUGUUUCACUAGUUCAGUGGGUUAGAGUGUUCCACGGCUAUGCUCUAGAUGGAAUUCGAUUCUACUUCCGACCAACCUUGGAGCCUGAAUUAGAAGAGACUGGCAGUACGAGGAAUUACCUUAAAAAAAUUAAAGAUUCCAUUAAAUCCCCAAAUACUUUGAAAUCUAAAAGUAGCGUGUUAUUUGGCAAUGAAACCCCUAAUUUUACUGACUUCGUUUUAGAUAUAAACGAAUACAUCGUUGGGUUCAAUGUAAGAAGUGGUGUUUGGGUAGACGCUAUUCAAAUUAUAACAAGUAGUGGUCGUACUAGCCCCAUGCUUGGAAAUACAACUGGUGGUGGUUUAGGUAUGAUGAUGCCAUAUCAAGGCGAUAGUAUCUUGGGUCUAUAUGGCAACAUAGGUUCAUGGAUAAAUGCGAUUGGUAUUGUUUAUGGAAAACUGUGA